AUGCCUCGAAAGUGCCCUCAAAGCUCAUGCUCUAGUGCUAUUCAGCCAACAACAAUGGAAACAACUCUAUCGGCUGAGAAGACGAAAGAACGCGAACUGGGCGCCGUAUGCAAAUACCGUAUUCGAAAGAAGAACCCGUUCCCAGCGACCAUUUGGGAUGGAGAAGAGACGAACUAUUGCUUCAAGGUGAACAAUUCCCAGUUAAAUCGAAAUCACGUAAUGUUCUUCCGAGAUGCAUAUAAAAAGCAGGCUUAUCCAUCAGUAGAAGACAAAAAACGACUGGCAGCUCAAACGGAACUCACCGUCACACAGGUUUCCAACUGGUUCAAGAACAAACGACAACGUGAACGAGCUGCUGGCACGUUGGAGAAGUGA
This is a messenger RNA of Cooperia oncophora, 375 nucleotides long. Lineage: Eukaryota; Metazoa; Nematoda; Chromadorea; Rhabditida; Trichostrongylidae. The record is from the annotation of a GenBank genome assembly.